Messenger RNA from Eimeria necatrix, 2212 nucleotides. Its product is annotated as arginyl-tRNA synthetase, putative. Lineage: Eukaryota; Apicomplexa; Conoidasida; Eucoccidiorida; Eimeriidae. The record is from RefSeq and is a predicted model, not a curated record. Gene Ontology annotation, molecular function: ATP binding; arginine-tRNA ligase activity. The annotation marks the transcript as partial. Gene Ontology annotation, biological process: arginyl-tRNA aminoacylation. The transcript is spliced from 6 exons.
GCUGCUAGAAUUUUUCGGCUUGAGAGUCCGCCGCAGCUGCUACUUCGGAGACUGCGGCAUUCCCGUUGCUGUUUGUCUUGGGGGCCUUCAAGUGUACAGGCAGCUGCAGCACCUCAGCAGCAGCAGCAGCAGCAGCAGCAGCAGCAGCAGCAGCAGCAGCAGCAAAGAAGGAGCCGGAAGCCGGAUGUCGCCUGCUGCAAUGGUGGAAGCAGCAGCAGCAGCUGUUGUUGCCGCUACCCCGGCCAAGUGGAGGCCGGCGCCCCUAACGAGGCGAGCAGCAGCAAGCGCUGCAGCAAAUGCAGCAGCAGCAGCAGCAGCAGAUGCAGCGGCACCAGCAGCAGCAGCAGACCUAGGAAGUUUAACCGAUGCCGCUGCAGAAGCCUUCCUUUCGCAUAUGGCUUCUUUUGACAGGGCGCUGAAGCAACAGCAGCAGCAACUGCAGCAGCGAAACAGCAGCGCAGCUGCAGCAGCAGCUGCAGCAGCAGAUGCAGCAGCAGCAACAGAUGCUGUUCUUGACUGGCAGGCACUGGCUAAGGAAAAGGCGGCAGGAGACCAAGUGGACCUUACGGCAGCUUACGUGAGCUGCAGGGAAGUCUACUGCAGCAGCAGCACUUUUGCUGCUGCUUGCCUGGCGUCGCUGGCUGCAGCAGUCUUUGGCUCGCCAGCAGCAGCAAAAACACUUAAGGCAAUUCACCAGUUUUCAGUCCGGCGCUUUGCGCAGCAACUGCGCCUCCUUCGCUUGUCUCCACAAGCAGCAGAAGGCGAGCUGCAGCAGCUGCCGCGCAUGCAGCAACUUAUUGACUUACUAGCAGCACGGGGUCUGUUGCUGCCAGUUGACAGCAGCAGCAGCAGCAGCAGCAUAGGCAGCAGCAAUAGCAGCAGCAGCAGCAGUAGUAGUACGAGCCCCCUAAAUGCCCGACUUCCUCAGCUGCAGACAGUGCCUAGCCGCACAUGCCUGUCAGUGCAGCAGCGACAACAACUGAAGCCACAGCAGCAGCAGCAGCAGCAGCAGCAGCAGCAGCAGCAGCAGCAGCCACAGGAGCAGCAGCAGCAGUCGCAGCAGCAUCAGCAGCAGCGAGAAAACGCCACAGUUGCUCUUCGACGCCAAGGGGGCACGUACACGUACAUCGCUACUGACCUCGCCACCCUCAAGUCUCGAGUGGAUAGCGGAGCCGACUGGGUGCUGCUGAUAACGGACGAGCAGCAAGCUUCUCAUUUUCGGCGAUUGUUUCUGCUGGGAAGGGAAAUAAUAAAUGACAAAACCCUCGUCAUUGUAGCGCAGCAAACCAACCCCCUUAUGCAGUGCAUGCAGCAGCAGCAGCAGCAGCAGCAGCGGCAGCAGCAAGAGCAGCAGCAGCGGCAGCAGCAGCAGCAGCAGCAAGAGCAAGAGCGGCAUCUGCAUGGGCAGCAGCUGCAGCAGCAGCGGCGAGAACAGCAGCAUAAACAGCAGCAGCAGCAGCAGCAGCAGCAGCAGCAGCAGCAGCAGCGGCGUGAGGUGUACGUACAGCACUUGGGUGUGGGGCUUGUGAAGAGCCCCAGCGGCAGCAAACUUGCAUCAAGAGCAGCAGCAGGAGGUCUGCAGCAGUUUAUGGCAGCAGCACUCGAGGCUACAGAGUGCGAGUUGAAGCGAAGGCGCCCAGACCUCUAUGGGGCCCAACUCAAAGAAAAAGCUGAACUUAUUAAGGGCCUCAGACAAACUGCUGCGCCACCAGGGGGCCCCCAGGGGGCCCCCAACCCAAACAGCCCCCAGGGGGCCCCCCUGCUGCCGGAGUUGGGCCGGCGGUUGGCGGCGAAGGCUGCGAGUUUUGGGGUGUACGUACACCGCAGCGCAGCGUCGCUCGACCCCUCAGUGCUCGUUUCUUAUUUGCUGGACCUCGCCCGCACUUUUAAUCGUUUUUACGAAACUUCGCACAUCAUUUGCCGCAGCAGCGGCUGCAGCAGCAACAGCAGCAGCAGCAACAGCAGCAGCAGCAGCGCAUCCGCGCAGCAACGCCAGCAGCAGCAGGAGCAGCAGCAACAGGAGCAGCAGCAGCAGCAGCAGCAGCGGGAAGAGGGUUUCCUGCGCAGGGCAGGGCCAUCAGGAGGGGGAGAGGAGCCUGCUGCUGGUGAGGUGUACGUACACCCGGAGCGGCUGCUGCUGUGCCGCGCAGUGCAGCAAAUUUUUGAGAAAAGUUUCGAACUGUUGGGGAUAGAAGGGCCCCAAGACAUUUAG